UUAGAUUCAAAUCAUCACCCCUAGGGUUUCUUUCUUCCACCUCUCCCCAUUUCAACCACUGUAAUUAGGGUUUCAGUCACAAAACCUCCAAUGGCACCAUCAAUGGCAGCAGCACAACCCCUACCCUCUUCCAAAACCGAAAGCUACGUCGACAACAAACGCAAAGACGACAUCCGAACCGCCAACAUCAAAGCCGCCCGCUCCGUCGCAGACGCCGUCCGCACAUCUCUCGGUCCCAAAGGCAUGGACAAAAUGAUCUCCACCGCCACCGGUGACGUCAUCAUCACCAACGACGGCGCCACUAUUCUCAACAAAAUGGAGGUUCUCCAGCCCGCCGCUAAGAUGCUCGUCGAGCUUUCCAAAUCUCAAGACGUUGUCGCCGGUGACGGAACCACUACCGUCGUCGUAAUCGCCGGUGCGUUUUUGAAACAGUGUCAAACGCUCCUUCAUUCCGGUAUUCAUCCGACUGUUGUGUCAGAUUCGUUGAACAAAGUUGCGGUUAAAGCGGUUGAGGUUGUUACGGCUAUGGCUGUUCCUGUGGAGUUAUCGGAUCGUGUAUCGCUUGUGAAAUCGGCUUCGACUUCGUUAAACAGUAAGGUAGUUUCGCAGUACUCUUCGCUUUUAGCACCGUUAGCUGUAGACUCUGUUUUAUCUGUUGUCGAUCCUGCGAAACCGGAUUUAGUAGAUUUAAAAGAUGUGAGAAUUGUUAAGAAGUUAGGCGGUACGGUUGAUGACACUGAGUUAGUUAAAGGUCUAGUGUUUGAUAAGAAGGUGAGUCAUGCUGCUGGUGGACCGGCAAGGGUAGAGAAUGCGAAGAUUGCGGUUAUUCAGUUUCAGAUAUCGCCUCCGAAGACGGAUAUUGAGCAGUCAAUUGUGGUGUCGGAUUACACACAGAUGGAUAGGAUUUUGAAGGAGGAGAGGAGUUAUAUAUUGAGUAUGAUUAAGAAGAUUAAGGCGACUGGUUGUAAUGUGUUGUUGAUUCAGAAGAGUAUUUUGCGUGAUGCGGUUACGGAUUUGUCGCUUCAUUAUCUUGCGAAAGCGAAGAUUUUGGUGGUUAAGGAUGUGGAACGUGAUGAUAUCGAGUUUGUUACCAAGACGUUGAAUUGCUUGCCGAUUGCGAAUAUCGAGCAUUUCCGCGCUGAGAAACUUGGGUAUGCGGAUGUUGUCGAAGAGGUUUCGGUUGGAGAUGGGAAGGUUGUUAAGAUUACUGGUAUUAAGGAUAUGGGUAGAACGACAACUGUUCUUGUUCGUGGGUCAAAUCAGCUGGUGCUCGAUGAAGCGGAACGGAGUUUGCAUGAUGCUUUAUGUGUGGUUCGCUGUCUAGUGAACAAAAAGUUUUUGAUUGCGGGCGGCGGUGCGCCUGAGAUUGAGCUUUCAAGACAGCUCAGUGCGUGGUCUAAGGUUUUGCACGGGAUGGAGAGUUUUUGUGUCAAGUCGUUUGCCGAAGCACUUGAAGUUGUUCCCUACACUUUGGCUGAAAAUGCAGGUUUGAAUCCGAUAACCAUAGUUACCGAGCUUCGUAACAGGCAUGCGCAGGGUGAGAUUAAUGCUGGAAUUAAUGUGAGGAAAGGACAAAUUACUAAUAUUUUGGAGGAAAAUGUGGUGCAACCAUUGCUUGUGAGCACGAGUGCGAUCACUCUAGCUGCAGAGUGUGUCAGGAUGAUUUUGAAGAUUGAUGACAUUGUUACAGUGAGGUAGAUCGAUACACGAUCAUCAAUUCUUUGGAGAUUUUUGGUUGAAAUACUUGUGGAUUCCUCGAUCAGUUUUAAGAAAUAGAUGCUGGGUGUUUGGGCUUCAUAAUAAAGUUGGUUUUCUGGUUGCUUAGGAUUCAACUGAUACCUUUAAUCAAUGAAAUCUAGUGCAAGUGACUGUUUAUUUAAUGGAUGCAUCUAAACUUUUAACGAUAUUAAGGUGUAUACCCAGUAUGGUUCAGCCACUUCCACUGGAAAAUGUUGGCCAAACCGAUGACCCACGGUUUAGGAAAAUCUUAUCCAGUUCAGUCUAGCGGUUUGAACAUUGAACCAUGUGUGUGUGUGUGUGUUUUGUUAUUAUAGGUCAACAUAGUAACAAUUAUGCUACUCAACCUGGCCAAAGGCUGUGGGAGUCGAUUGAAAUCGACGACUACCUUUUACAAAUAAAUCCUUGAGAAUUACUGCUUGUC
Helianthus annuus (common sunflower) is the source of this 2161-nucleotide messenger RNA. Its product is annotated as T-complex protein 1 subunit delta. Gene Ontology annotation, molecular function: ATP-dependent protein folding chaperone; ATP binding; ATP hydrolysis activity. The coding region runs from base 91 to 1698 and encodes 535 amino acids. Gene Ontology annotation, cellular component: chaperonin-containing T-complex. Gene Ontology annotation, biological process: protein folding. The transcript has 2 exons. The record is from RefSeq and is a predicted model, not a curated record. Lineage: Eukaryota; Viridiplantae; Streptophyta; Magnoliopsida; Asterales; Asteraceae.